AUGGUUAUCGAGAGAGACACAUCCAGCGUCUUAACGGUAACGCCACCCGGCAUCCUCGCGCUUCUUAACGGAACUAACGGCACCGUCUGGUCAUCGCCGUUUACUCCAGCCCCAAAUCCAACAGCAAAUCCAACCGUCCGAUUGCUCGACUCCGGGAAUCUGAUCAUCGAAGAUGCAGACGAUGAUGAUAACUUCCUCUGGCAGAGCUUCGAUUACCCCUGCGACACGUUUUUGGCUGGAAUCCGGCAGGGAUGGAACUACGUCACCGGCAUCGAGACCUACAUUUUGUCGUGGAAAAGCAACGACGAUCGGGCAAAUUCAUGGACCACUUACUCCAACAUGCCGGCGAACAACUGCGACAACUACGAGCUGUGCGGUCCGCACGGCAUCUGCAACGUGGGGACGUCCCCGUCAUGCGGAUGUCUCGACGGGUUCGUGCCGAGAGAACCGGAGAGCUGGGAUGGGACGGACUGGUCGGGCGGGCGCGUGAGGAGGACUGCACUGAGCUGUGAUGGGGAUAAGUUUUUGAAGUACUCUGGGAUCAAGCUGCCAACACUAGCAACAAUAACGAGAGGAGGAGCCUUGCAGAGUGCCAAAUGGAUUGCUCGAGGGACUGUUCAUGUGUGGCGUAUGCGCAGCUGAAUAUCAGCAGAGACGGGAGUGGAUGCUUGUUCUACCAUGCCGACUUGAUUGAUAUCCGAACUCUGGCUUCAGCUGGCCAGGAUCUUUACAUCAGAAUGGCUGCUUCUGAG
Molecule: messenger RNA, 752 nt
Organism: Salvia splendens (bonfire salvia)
Lineage: Eukaryota; Viridiplantae; Streptophyta; Magnoliopsida; Lamiales; Lamiaceae
Product: G-type lectin S-receptor-like serine/threonine-protein kinase At4g27290
Exons: 2
Coding region: 1-642 (213 amino acids)
Biological process (GO): recognition of pollen
Source: RefSeq, a predicted model, not a curated record